AUGGAGAAGAUGGAGAUUGACAGUCAGACACAUUACUAUGCGCCAAGAGGGAGAGCAGAAUAUGUGAUUCACACUGUGGGCCCAGUGGCGAGAGGCCACGUCGGCAAAUCCCAGCGAGAAUUACUGACAGACUGCUAUCAAAACUCCCUGAAGCUGAUGAAGGAGCACGGCUUGCGUUCUGUGGCCUUCCCGUGUAUAUCUACUGGCAUUUACGGUUUUCCAAAUGAGCCUGCUGCUGAAAUCGCCCUCAAGACUGUCAAGAGCUGGAUCAAGAAGAACAGCAAUGAGGUUGAUCGUGUCAUAUUUUGUGUGUUCCUGGAGACUGACUACAAGAUCUACAAAGAAAAGAUGUCUCGUUUCUUCUCCCAAGACAAUGAUGUUAAUGAUGAGGGAACUGAGGGACAGACAGAGGAAGGUAAAAAGGAGACAUCCACUUCUAAGAAACCCAAGAGUAAGAAGCAGAGUAAAGGAGAAGAGGACCGUGAAGAGGACGAUGAGAACAAAGAGGACUCCAAAGACAUCAACAUGGAAAGUCAGCCAGAAGAGGAUGACAAACCUGACGAUCUGAAUGUGGAAAUGGAGAGUCAGAAUUUAGAUAAUGAUGGCUUGGAAUUGGAGGAAACCAAAGAAAAGAAAGAAGUGAAAGAUAAAGAGCCCUCUCCAGACUUGAGCAGGAAAGAGGAGAGCCCUGUCACAGGGGACAGACAGUCUGAGGAGGUGGAGAGUGCAGAGGACUGUGCAGAAAACAAGAAUGACUCGAGUAAGGAUGGAGCGAAGACUCAAUUAACGCAGAUGGCCACAGCAGGGGCAGCCAAGUGUCUGGAUAAAGACCCAGCAGACACAGACAUCUCUGCGGAGGAGGCAGGAUCAGGAGAGCCAAUGGAAAGUGAGGAUGUGGCCGGAGGGGAUUUCAUUCCAAAAACCAAGGUCUGCGAAACGGAGGCUGAGUCCAGCGCAGGAGAAGUCGAAAUGAAAACUCAGAGUGAGGACUCCCAAGUACCUGAAUUAAGUCAAGAAGACAGCAAUCAGCCCAAAGAUGGUGCAGGGAACCUGGAGGACCCUUGAGACGGGAGGGGGGGAGAAGACAAUCAUCCUCACUGGCGGAGAUGGCCGACUGUGUGAAGGCACACAUUACACCAAUAUUGUACACACAGGGAGGAACGAGAUGAGCUAUGGAGUAGAGUACUAAUCCAUUAACUUUAAUGCCUCAUGAUUUUCUUUUCUUUUUACUAAUCACACUCUCUCAUAAGACAAUAUAAAUGAACUAUAUACAUAUGUUAAUGAAAAUAGACUAAUGAAAAAAAAAACAUAUCAGAGGUUUCAUGAGUCAGAGUGUAGAGUACUGCAUCCCAUACUGAGUGCUGGCUCGCAGUUGGAAUGAGAUUUGAUUGAAUGUCCUUGGGGCGAGACGAUAACAGUCCAUCUGGAAGUGGGUAUCACAGCAAUUCUGUUGCUUGGUGAUUCUGGGGGUCUGUGGAAGCCAAACCCACUCGUCAUCCACAUCUUGAUCUUGUUUAGUGUUGAAGGUUGAGCGCGUUUACCACAUCCAGAGCCCAGCAUAGAACACAAAUACUCUACAGCACAGGUGACAGCCUAUGCCAUUUCUAUCUCGAUGAAUUGUAAAACCAUAGAGAUGACCUGGUGAUUUUAUGAUUUAUUUUUGAGGAUCAAAGGCAGGAGGGUGGGUGACUAUUACAUGCUUUUUUUUUUUGUCUUUUUUUUUUUUUACUGAAACGUUGGGACCUGGGAGAAAAACAACACACACUAAAUAUCUGUGAUUCUGUCUUCUUUUUUUAUUGGCCGUUGUCAUUGUAGAUGCAGAGCUUUGCUGCUUCAGCUCACUCACCAAUAGGCUCAGUGGGGCCCGUGUUUGUAAUGAAGCCUGCUUCAAAAUGACAAUACAUCUGAAACUUGCUUUCAUCUUUCAAAAGUGCAUUGAUUAGUUUUGAUCUGCAUCGCGGCGACGUCUUCAGUGGAGCUUAUUAAGAGAACAUGCUCACUGUUUGGGAAAGACAGUUACAUUUAGACUUAUGUGUAUGUUAGCAGAUGAACUAUUUUUAAUAUGUAUUUCCGGUGCAUGCCAGCUUUGCUUUGAACUUCAGAGGUAACAUUUACUCUCAUUUUGUCUUCUCUUUUAACCAGAUUGUCUCUAUUUACAUUUGAAUCUGCCUUAUUCGACAUCUUACAACAUGCUCAUACAAAAAAGUAAUUCAGAGAAGGUGGUGUAAGUGCAAAUACUUAGAAGUGCGUUGCUUGCAAAUAAGUUGUAAUCAUUGUGAUGGCCAAUGCCUCUUUUGUUUUGUUUUUUUUUAUUGUAAGCAAUGACAAAUUGGUUAUUUUCUUUUUUCCCAAAGGUUUAUUGGUUCCUUUCAUCUGUGCCAUAUGUCAGAUUUUACUCAAAG
Molecule: messenger RNA, 2402 nt
Organism: Megalops cyprinoides (Indo-Pacific tarpon)
Lineage: Eukaryota; Metazoa; Chordata; Actinopteri; Elopiformes; Megalopidae
Product: ADP-ribose glycohydrolase MACROD2-like
Exons: 16
Coding region: 1-1065 (354 amino acids)
Biological process (GO): peptidyl-glutamate ADP-deribosylation; purine nucleoside metabolic process; DNA damage response
Cellular component (GO): nucleoplasm
Molecular function (GO): ADP-ribosylglutamate-[protein] hydrolase activity
Source: RefSeq, a predicted model, not a curated record